Messenger RNA from Cavia porcellus (domestic guinea pig), 3877 nucleotides. It is a transcript of the gene Tmem168, whose product is annotated as transmembrane protein 168. The record is from RefSeq and is a predicted model, not a curated record. The transcript is spliced from 5 exons. NCBI's taxonomy places the organism in Eukaryota, Metazoa, Chordata, Mammalia, Rodentia, Caviidae. The coding region runs from base 345 to 2438 and encodes 697 amino acids.
UGCGGCGGCAGAAAGAUGGCGGCCACGGCCGGGCCCGUCACUGAGAAAGUUUCUACAAAGACUGGCUCGUACUAGUGCGUGCAGCCUCGGGCCCCGGUUCCCCUGGCUCAACACUUCCCCGUGCCAGUCGUAGGCUCAGUCCUCAAAGUCUCUUGUCGCCUUUUUACUUUGUGGGCCAGGGAGCAAGUUGAGAGCGGUGGCCAAAGCCGAGCCAGAUCACUGUAAACAAAAUUUCUACCUGAGAAAAUGUUGAAAUAAGAAUUACUGAAACGUUGGAUUUGUUGGAUGAAAUACAAGAAGUUAAAUAUUGUAACGUGAGGAAACAACCGGAAUUGCUGGAUUACAUGUGUAAAUCACUGCGUUACUGCUUUAGUCAUUGUCUCUAUCUAGCAAUGACAAGACUGGAAGAAGUAAAUAGGGAAGUAAAUAUGCAUUCUUCAGUGCGGUACCUUGGCUAUUUAGCCAGAAUAAACUUACUGGUGGCUAUUUGUUUAGGUCUUUAUGUAAGAUGGGAAAAAACAGCAAAUUCUUUAAUUUUGGUAAUUUUUAUUCUUGGUCUUUUUGUUCUUGGAAUUGCCAGCAUACUCUACUAUUAUUUUUCAAUGGAAGCAGCAAGCUUAAGUCUCUCCAAUCUUUGGUUUGGAUUCUUGCUUGGCCUUUUAUGUUUUCUUGAUAAUUCAUCUUUUAAAAAUGAUGUGAAAGAAGAAUCAACUAAAUACUUACUUCUAACUUCCAUAGUGUUAAGGAUAUUAUGUGCAUUAGUGGAAAGAAUUUCUGGUUAUGUCCGUCAUCGACCUACUUUACUAACCACGGUAGAAUUUCUGGAACUUGUUGGAUUUGCCAUUGCCAGCACAACUAUGUUGGUAGAGAAAUCUUUGAGUAUCAUUUUACUUGUUGUAGCCUUGGCCAUGCUGAUUAUUGACUUGAGAAUGAAGUCUUUCCUAGCUCUUCCAAACCUGGUUAUUUUUGCAGUGUUGUUAUUUUUUUCCUCAUUGGAAACUCCUCAAAAUCCAAUUGCUUUUGCAUGUUUUUUUAUUUGCCUAGUAACUGAUCCUUUCCUUGACAUUUAUUUUAGUGGACUUUCAGUAACUGAAAGAUGGAAACCCUUUUUGUACCGUGGAAGAAUUUGUAGAAGACUUUCUGUUGUUUUCAGUGGGAUGAUUGAACUUACAUUUUUUAUUUUGUCAGCAUUUAAACUUAGAGACACUCAUCUCUGGUAUUUUGUAAUACCGGGCUUUUCCAUUUUUGGAAUUUUCUGGAUGAUUUGCCAUAUUAUUUUUCUGUUAACUCUUUGGGGAUUCCAUACCAAAUUAAAUGACUGCCAUAAAGUAUAUUUUGCCCACAGGGCCGAUAACAAUAGCCUUGAUAGAAUCAUGGCAUCCAAAGGGAUGCGUCAUUUUUGCUUAAUUUCAGAGCAAUUAGUUUUCUUUAGCCUUCUUGCAACAGCAAUUUUGGGAGCAGUUUCCUGGCAGCAAACAAAUGGAAUCUUCUUGAGCAUGUUUCUGAUCGUUUUACCAUUGGAAUCCAUGGCUCAUGGACUCUUCCAUGAGUUGGGAAACUGUUUAGGAGGAACAUCUGUUGGAUAUGCUAUUGUGAUUCCCACCAACUUCUGCAGUCCUGAUGGUCAGCCAACACUACUUCCACCAGAACAUGUGCAGGAAUUAAAUUUGAGGUCUACCGGCAUGCUCAAUGCUAUCCAAAGAUUUUUUGCAUAUCAUAUGAUUGAAACCUACGGAUGUGACUAUUCGACAAGUGGACUGUCUUUUGAUACUCUACAUUCCAAACUGAAAGCUUUCCUUGAACUUCGGACUGUGGAUGGACCUAGACAUGAUACAUAUGUUUUGUAUUACAGUGGGCAUACCCAUGGCUCAGGAGAGUGGGCUCUAGCAGGUGGAGAUAUACUACGCCUUGACACCCUAUUAGAAUGGUGGAGAGAAAAGAAUGGUUCAUUCUGUUCCCGGCUUAUUAUCAUAUUAGAUACUGAGAAUUCGACUCCUUGGGUCAAAGAAGUGAGAAGGGUUAAUGAUCAGUAUAUUGCAGUGCAAGGAGCAGAAAUGCCAAAGACAGUAGAUAUUGAAGAAGCCGACCCACCACAGCUGGGUGACUUUACAAAGGAUUGGGUUGAAUACAACUGCAAUUCUAGUAAUAACAUCUGCUGGACUGAAAAGGGACGCACAGUGAAAGCAGUGUAUGGUGUGUCAAAACGCUGGAGUGACUAUACUCUGCACUUGCCAACAGGAAGUGAUGUGGCCAAGCACUGGAUGUUACACUUUCCUCGUAUUACAUAUCCACUUGUGCAUUUAGCAAAUUGGUUAUGUGGUCUGAACCUUUUUUGGAUUUGCAAGACUUGUUUUAGGUGCUUAAAAAGAUUAAAAAUGAGUUGGUUUCUUCCUACUGUGCUGGACACAGGACAAGGUUUUAAACUUGUCAAAUCUUAAUUUGGGCCCUUAAGAGGGUAUUAUUGUGAGUUCACAUUACCAGUUAUCACUAACUUGCCAUGUUUUUGUAUGCUGUAUUUUUAUUUGUGGAAAAUAUCUUGCUACUACUGUAGCUGCUCUCACUUUAUAUUUUCUCAAGUAAUUAUUGGAUUUUGGAGGUGUUGGGAAUAAGCAUUAUUUUAUAUUAAAAGUAUGCAAGACUAUGUAAAUGCAUAAGAGAUGUUAAAAAUAACAGUGCACUUUUCAGAAAUGUUCACAUUUGCCUCUAAUUAGAAAACAGUUGUCUGCAUCCUACAGUGGCCAGUGAAGAAUUACUAAUGCCUUGUUUUUAGGCAUACAUCAGAGAUUGUAGAUCUGAUAGAUUUGUUUACUGUUUUAAAACUACCAGUUUACUAACAAAUUUCUUUUUUGAGGACAGUUAGUCUUGAGUCCAAGGCCAUUUGAAGAACUAUAAACAUUUCUUAAGGAAGAGGUCUACCCAAAAUAAAUGCAAAAUUUGCUUAUGCUUAGUCAUAUUUGGGUAUUUUGGUUGUGAACUGUUACCACUAUAGCAGAGAAGCUCAAAUUCCCUUUUAGAUCAAAACAUUCUUCAUGUAGCUAAUCAUAUGAAGCUGGAGCCAACCAGUUGUUCCUUCAUGCAUAGUAAAGGCUCUGAAAGCACUGCUAAUUUUAAGAGUUUUUCUCAGGGUAACAAUGUUUUCUUAAUGAACAGUGUUUCAAGCUACAAAUUUCUGCAAAUAAAUUGUCUUUUCAAAAAGUAGUCUUAUAAAAGAAAUUUAGCAUUUUCUCAUUGUCUAAUUCAGUCUUUAAGUAUUCAAAAAACAUUUUCAGCUCUCUGGUGUUAAUAGGAAAAUUAUUUUUAAAAUUCCCAUUUGUGGUAACAUUUUUUUUUCUAUUGAAGUUAAAAAGAUAGGAAACAAGUCAUGUUUCCUUGUAUGCAUGCAUUAUGUAAAAUUCAUGUUUGCAGUUCUAGUUUUUAAAACUUAGUGUUUUAUCUUAGUAAAACAGGCAGUAUGAUCAGGCUAUCUCCUCUAAGAGGUAACUUAUUUCAUAUUCCCUUCCAGUGAUCCUUGCAUUCUAUAUUUCCAUCUUUUAGAAAUAUCAAGAGAGAAAUAUAAUUAAAUUGGGAGAUAAUCUAAUCUUUGUUUCUUAGUGACUUUUCACCAUUGAAGCCAUUUUUCCCAACUCAGAGAGAAGAAAUAAUGCCUCUACUAUUCUCUACUGGUGACUUAACUGGUUUAGUUAGGAAUAAGUCACUCAGUGUCUGGGAACUUGUAAACCAUGAUCUAUGCAGCAUUGUUAUGAUUAUUUCUGUGUUUCCAGUAUGAUUUUCUUUAAAACUUUGAAUAAAUUUUGUUAAAAAAUAAUUUUUCACUUAAUGUGCAAUGAAUAGUUACUGAAUGUUUUAGCAUAUUAAAAGUAAUAGUUAUAAAACAUGA